Molecule: messenger RNA, 1751 nt
Organism: Periophthalmus magnuspinnatus
Lineage: Eukaryota; Metazoa; Chordata; Actinopteri; Gobiiformes; Gobiidae
Product: ubiquilin-1-like
Exons: 11
Biological process (GO): ubiquitin-dependent protein catabolic process
Cellular component (GO): cytosol
Molecular function (GO): polyubiquitin modification-dependent protein binding
Source: RefSeq, a predicted model, not a curated record
GUCUCCCUCCGCUCUCCAGCCGCGAUGGAAGAUCACCAAAGCCCGCACACCUCUGGAUCUAAUAACGGGUCUCGGAGCAUCCAAAUUAUCCUUCAAAGUCAAACGGAGUGUCGAGAAAUCAGUGUUAAAGGAGACAGCAACGUGAGACAGUUAAGAGCAGGACUUGCAAAGGGCGCGCGAGCCCCGCUGGAUGGAGUGGUGCUGAGUCACGGCGCGCGCGUCCUCGGAGACUCGGAGCUCCUCGGCUCACUUCGGGGAAAGGACGACGCCGUCAAACUCACCGUGAACCAGAGAUGUGCUGAGACCUCCUCUGUUUCCACUGAUGAAGAUGUGUCCUCUCCGACUGCUGCACUUCACCUGGAUGCUGAGGGAGAAGCACAGACUCCCACCUCUCCUCUGUUUCUGGUGGAGGCUCUGGACUCUCUGGGCCUCUCUCACACUGGUCCAGACCUCUUCCCUUUGCUCCAGGCCCAGAUGGAGAGGCAGCUGUUCUCCUCCCCAGAGAUCCUGCACCAUGUCCUGGGUAGUGCCUUUGUCCAGGACAGUCUCUCUGGUGCCAGUCCAGACCUCAUACACGCUCUGAUCUUGUCCAAUCCACAAAUACAACAACUCCUAAAGACAAACCCUGAGCUGGAGCAGGAGGUCAGCAACCCAGAGAUCAUCGCACAGGUGCUGGAAAUGGUCAGAAACCCAGAAAUGAUCAAGGAAGUGCUACAGAGUGAAGAGACUGAGGCGGGACACUGCAGAAAGAGACGGAGGCAGAGACAGAGGCAGAGGGCAAAGCCCAUAAACCAGCAUUUUACUUUUCCUCCAAGAACCAACAGCAUAAAACCAGACAGAGUCCAGCCGUCAGAGACCUGUGCAGAUGGACUCUCAAAGUUAACUGCCACAUCCAAAUCUGAAAUUAGUUCUCAGAGCACCAUGAGUACAGGCCUGCAGUUCCUCCUGGAGCAGGUCUCCUCCUCUGAACUGAUGGAGUCUCUUCUCUCUGGACCUUAUGUGAAGAACCUGCUGCAGUGUCUCAGCCACAACCCAGAGCUGGCAGCACAGAUGCUGCUGAGUCACCCUCUGCUGUCAGAAAACCCACAGCUCCAGCAGCAAUUCCAACAGCAGCUUCCUCUGUUACUACAACAGAUGCAGAGUCCUGAGCUGCUGUCGGCCAUGUUGAAUCCCAAAGCUGUGGAGGCCCUGGUUCAAAUCCAACAGGGUCUGCAGACUCUGGCCUCUGAGGCUCCCGCUCUCAUCCCUGUGGCUGGGUUUGGAAGCAAUUCAACUUUUGAACCUGAAUCUGUCCUUAAUAAAUCCAGAAAUGGUCCUGUGGUUUCUACGUCAACAGAGCAGCAGCAACAGUUUGUGCAACAGAUGCUACAGGCUUUAGCUAACUCCGACCAUAAGGUAAACAGUAAAAGGGGAGGUUUACAUAUUUUUUUGCAGGAUUUGGACCAACUGAGCUCAUGAGGCUUUGAAGACAGAUAGGACACCCUCAGGAGGAAGCUGUGUGUAACUGCAUUAACAUGAACAUUUACACAGCUUUGACUUCACUCAUAACCUCAUAUUUAUAUAAUAAUAAUAUCACAUAUGCUAGCUAUUGUAGUGACCUGCAGUAGUAUAUUAAAGGGCCCAUAUUAUACUAUUUUCUGAUCUAUGUUAUAAUGUUGUUGCCUCUUCACAAAAAUACCUGAAGUUGUGGUUUUGUUUCAUUCACACAACACACAAUUGCUUAUAUAUUUAUCCUAUGUUCUACACUCAAA